AUGUCGUCCUCCCAAUCUACAGGUCGGCGUCGAACCCUCAGUCUGGCGAAAGGUUCCUUGCCAGGGAGCACGUAUCUAGAUGACCACCUGGAAUACAGAUCCCAUCAAAGUGGUCCAGCCACAAGCAUUGACGGGGUCCUCGAUGGACACCAACCAUCUAUUCGAGUUCCCCGAAACACUCUCUCGAGCACCUCACUCUCGUCGCGCAGGUCUGUCAGUGCGAUUCCGCCGUCCCCCAUCGUGGCCCAGGAGACGACGGUGCACACCAUAUCCCACACGAAUUGUGUGCCGGAACACGAUGAUCCUAUUAGAUUGGUUGCGACCAUCUACUACAACUCGGCUUCUCCACGACAUCCUCACAUCCACCCAGACCAGUCCCCGCAAGCACGGCCGUCUGAUCCAAUCCCCGUUCCAGAGAUCGCAGAAGGCUCUGCGCCAACCACGAGCCUCGCGGAAUACCCUCUCGAGCCACCGGCACCCGAACCUGAGCCUCUGGAUCACCUCUACGGGGCCUACAUUUCUCAAAUGUGCUUGACUCAUUUCCUCUCAACUCUGGACAGCCUUCUCAUCCACAAUAGACCAGACGAGCGUCGACUGACCUCCUCGCACCGAUGCCUGGCUCCGGACCCAUUCAAGCCCCGAGUCAUGGAGUUGACAUUCACACCGCCCCCAAACUCCGAGUACUUGCCCUUCGAAUUGAUCCCCAAACACGAGUCCAUCUAUAAGUUCGAGCGAGAAUGGAACUGCGAAAUCAUUCUACAGCCCUCCAACGUGUUCCGCCGGCACAAACGGCUCUGCGUCUUCGACAUGGACUCGACUCUCAUCCAACAGGAGGUGAUUGACGAGAUUGCAGCCUUCGUCGGCGUCAAGGAACAAGUCGCUGGAAUAACCGAGCGAGCAAUGAACGGGGAGUUGGACUUCGCUGCCUCCCUGAAGGCGCGGGUGGCCCUUUUGAAGGGCGUGCCGAGCGACGUUUUCGAGCGCCUCAAGCCCAAAAUCAUCAUCACCCCAGGUGCCAAGGAGUUGUGUAAGGUUCUUAAACGGAUGGGAUGUACACUGGCUGUCUUGAGCGGAGGUUUCCAACCUCUAGCAGACUGGCUAGCCGGCGAGUUGGGUCUCGACCACGCCUUUGCAAACCAUUUGAUUUCGGACCCGGACUCGCAAACCCUGACCGGCGAACUUAAUCCAGAGUACUCGAUCGUCGACUCUGAGCACAAGCGUAACCUGCUUGUCAGCCUCGCAGCCGGCAAGCACAUUCCGCUCGCCCAGACGAUGGCCGUUGGGGACGGCGCCAACGACAUCCCAAUGCUGAAGGCGGCAGGGCUCGGUGUCGCCUGGAGGGCGAAAUCCAAGGUCCAAAUGGAAGCGCCGGCGCGUCUGAACAUUGGCGAGAGCAUGCUUGACCUGGCUUAUCUGCUGGGCUUGACCAAGGCCGAGAUUGACGAUCUGCUUCGGGAUUGA
Molecule: messenger RNA, 1461 nt
Organism: Exophiala aquamarina CBS 119918
Lineage: Eukaryota; Fungi; Ascomycota; Eurotiomycetes; Chaetothyriales; Herpotrichiellaceae
Product: phosphoserine phosphatase
Exons: 1
Coding region: 1-1461 (486 amino acids)
Biological process (GO): L-serine biosynthetic process; dephosphorylation
Cellular component (GO): cytoplasm
Molecular function (GO): L-phosphoserine phosphatase activity; magnesium ion binding
Source: RefSeq, a predicted model, not a curated record